AUGGAGAGGAAGAGGAAACCAGAUGCGGCGUCUGGCGUGGAGGGUUCGGGCAAGAAGCCCAAGUUGGAUUCCCGAGGGAAGAGCCAGCAAGGUCGAGGCUGCUAUGACAAGUGUGGUAGGACGCACGAGGGGACGUGCAUGGCGGGUAGUUUGGGCUGCUUUAAGUGCGGCCGAACUAGUCUUGUCAGCAGGGAUUGUACUACUACCACCACCACCACAAUAUCUGGUCCGAUUUGCUUCCAGUGCAAUCAAAGGGGCCACAAGAGGUCCGACUGCCCGAGUUUAGCAGCAGCAAGACAGGUGGCGGUUCCCGCUCCUGCUACAUUGAGGAUUACCGAUGGCCGUCAGGGCCGGACUGAGGUGCCUGUGGCGAAGAGUAGAGCCUUCUAG
Molecule: messenger RNA, 390 nt
Organism: Lactuca sativa (garden lettuce)
Lineage: Eukaryota; Viridiplantae; Streptophyta; Magnoliopsida; Asterales; Asteraceae
Source: RefSeq, a predicted model, not a curated record